ACUCCUGCUCUUGCAGGUACCAUACCUCACUCACCACCCAACUAUUUCCUUUUCUCUCUCCAUCAUCUCCAUAGAAAUUCUCCCGUCGGAAAAGAUGCAGUCCUCGAGCUCGACCUCACCGGCAACCUCCUCCUCCUCGACGGUCCCUCCACCGUCUGGUCCUCCAACACCUCCGGCGCCGCCGUCCGAACGGCGGUCAUGGCGGAAACCGGCAACUUCAUGCUUUUCAACUCCACCCCUUACCCCGUCUGGCAGAGCUUCUCACACCCCUCCGACACCCUCCUCCCCGGCCAACAGCUAAGCGUCUCGCAGGAACUCACCUCCUCAAAAUCCCCUUCCCAUGGCGGCUACUAUACCCUCAAAAUGCUCCAACAGCCCACCUCCCUUAACCUUGCCCUGACCUAUAACCUGCCGGAAUCUUCAGACACCUCGCCCGAAUCUUACACCAAUUACUCCUACUGGUCCGGCCCCGACAUCUCCAACGUGACGGGCAAUGUCAUCGCCGUGCUGGACGAGGCCGGGAGUUUCGGAAUCGUGUAUGGAUCGGCGGCGGACGGAGCUGUCUACGUCUACAAGAACGACGGCGACGAAGGGGGGUUGUCCUCGGCAGCGAACCGGUCGGUCCGGCCGGCGGUUCUCCGGCGAUUAAUUCUCGAGAUGAAUGGGAACAUACGGCUUUACCGAUGGGACAACGAUGUUAAUGGGUCCCGGCAGUGGGUCCCGGAGUGGGCGGCGGUUUCGAAUCCCUGCGACAUCGCCGGCGUUUGCGGCAACGGGAUCUGUAAUCUGGACAGAAGCAAGACGAAUGUUUCUUGUACCUGCUUGCCGGGGAGUUCUAAGGUAGGAGACGAUAACCAGUGCUAUGAAAAUUCUCCUUCGAAUUGGGUAUGUGACAGAGGACGUCAAAAUCGAACAUCCCAAUUCAAGAUUGCGACUGUGCAACAGACGAAUUACUAUUUUUCGGGCUCUUCGGUGAUGGCGAACUACAGCAACGUCCCGACGGUGGCCAAGUGCGGCGACGCUUGUUUGUCCGAUUGCGAGUGUGUGGCAUCUGUUUAUGGGCUUAGUGAAGAGAAGGCAUACUGCUGGAUUCUGAGAAGCUUGGAGUUUGGGGGAUUUGAGGAUGCUGGGGCGACCCUGUUUGUGAAGGUUGGCUCAAAUGCGUCGACGGAAGCCGGAAGCAAUAGAACCAGAUCUGGAAGUGGUUCGAAGGGGUCUGGGAAUGCAGAUAAGAAGGUUUUGGUUCUUCCCAUUGUGUUAUGUACGAGUGUGGUUAUUGGGCUCCUCUGUUUCUUGCUCUGUCACAGUGUUCAUAGCAAGAGGUUCCUGAAAAAAGCUAUGGAGAACUCUAUGCUCGUGUCAGGAGCGCCUGUAAGUUUCAGUUUCCGCGAUUUGCAGUGCCGAACUAGUAAUUUCUCGGAGCUGCUUGGAACAGGGGGGUUUGGGAGUGUGUACAAGGGAAGCCUGGGUGAUGGGACUCUGAUUGCUGUUAAGAAACUUGACAGGGUUUUGCCACAUGGAGAGAGAGAAUUCAUAACCGAGGUGAACACCAUUGGGUCCAUGCAUCAUAUGAACUUGGUUCGUCUUUGUGGGUACAGCUCUGAGGGGUCUCACCGGCUUUUGGUGUAUGAGUUUAUGAAGAAUGGGUCCUUGGACAAAUGGAUCUUCCCUUCAAACUUCUGCAGAGACAGGUUCCUAGAUUGGUCAACUCGCUUCAAUAUUGCUGUUUCUACUGCACAAGGGAUUGCAUAUUUUCACGAGCAGUGUAGGAAUCGCAUAAUACAUUGUGACAUUAAACCAGAAAAUAUACUGUUGGAUGAGAACUUUUGUCCUAAGGUUUCGGAUUUUGGGCUAGCCAAGCUAAUGGGUAGAGAGCACUCACACGUAGUAACUAUGGUGAGAGGAACCAGGGGGUAUUUGGCACCGGAGUGGGUGAGCAACCGCCCCAUUACUGUUAAGGCUGAUGUUUACAGCUAUGGGAUGCUUCUUUUGGAGAUCAUUGGCGGCCGGAGAAACCUUGACACGUCUUAUGAUGCUGAGGACUUUUUCUAUCCUGGAUGGGCUUAUAAGGAGAUGACAAGUGGAAUACCAUUGAAAGCUGCAGAUAAAAGGCUAGGGGGAGCAGUGGAAGAAGAAGAACUCACAAGAGCUCUAAAAGUUGCCUUUUGGUGCAUCCAAGAUGAGGUUUGCAUGAGACCUUCAAUGGGGGAAGUGGUGAAAAUGUUGGAAGGAUCAGUUGAUAUAAAUGGACCACCAAUGCCACAGACGGUUUUGGAGUUGAUUGAAGAAGGCUUAGAUCACGUCUACCGAGCAAUGAAGAGAGAGUUUAAUCAGUUUAGCUCUUUCCCCAUGACUAGCCAUCCAUCAUCUCGGGCUACAUGUAGCUAUUCCACAAUGUCACCCAGAUAAUUAUUCAACAUUAAUAUAAAGAAUUUUUUGUGGGGUCGAUCAAUUUUUUAAGUUGUACUGUUUGUCAAUAAACUGAUAUUUUUUUUCAUAUGAAUUUAACCUCUCAAGACUUGAUUGGUUUUACG
Malania oleifera is the source of this 2534-nucleotide messenger RNA. Its product is annotated as G-type lectin S-receptor-like serine/threonine-protein kinase At5g24080. The coding region runs from base 199 to 2409 and encodes 736 amino acids. The transcript has 4 exons. Gene Ontology annotation, biological process: recognition of pollen; protein phosphorylation. The record is from RefSeq and is a predicted model, not a curated record. Gene Ontology annotation, molecular function: ATP binding; protein serine/threonine kinase activity. NCBI's taxonomy places the organism in Eukaryota, Viridiplantae, Streptophyta, Magnoliopsida, Santalales, Ximeniaceae.